Messenger RNA from Haliotis rufescens (red abalone), 3151 nucleotides. Its product is annotated as organic cation transporter protein-like. Gene Ontology annotation, cellular component: membrane. Gene Ontology annotation, molecular function: transmembrane transporter activity. Bases 45 to 1646 code for a protein of 533 amino acids. The record is from RefSeq and is a predicted model, not a curated record. Gene Ontology annotation, biological process: transmembrane transport. The transcript has 10 exons. NCBI's taxonomy places the organism in Eukaryota, Metazoa, Mollusca, Gastropoda, Lepetellida, Haliotidae.
GGCAUGAAAACACCAUCUUGCAUCUUUAUAUCUAAGGUUUCGACAUGGAAGACACCAAAGUGGAACCCCCACGGACUAUUGACAACGUUCUACAACUACUGGGCAGCCUGGGACGUUAUCAGCUGUUUCAAGCUGUCCUGCUAGCUGUUGGAAAUCUGUCAAUUUGUUUCCAUCUUCUCAACUUCGUGUUCAUAGCCCAGGAUGCAAAAGAACAGUGUGAAGUGACUCCACUGUAUGGCAACAGCACGGACACAAACUACGGCACCUGUGACGUGUCAGUACUAAACAGCACCACCAACGUCACCACAACACACACAUGCAAUGCCUGGACGCAUGGUGUCAAGAAUGAUUAUUCAAUAGUGUCGGAGUGGGAUCUCGUGUGCGGGAAUGUCUUCUUCGCCCGCCUCCCCCAGUCUCUCUUCAUCGUAGGGCAGGGGAUUGGCGCAGCCACGGUCUCGCUGAUGUCGGACAAAUUCGGGAGGAGACCUUUCCUUGUAAUGUCACACGUGUUGACCGCUGGCGCGGGGCUUGCUUUAGCGUUCGCCCCGAAUAUCGCAGCUUUUUCUGCUCUGAGAUUGGUGAAUGGAAUUUUCCAACAGGGCAUCGUUGUGACAACUUACACUAUGCUAAUGGAAGCGUUCCCGAGGAGCAGGCGGUUAGAAGUGGCUAUGUUCAACGCCUUAUCUUGGAGUAUGAGCACGGUACUCCUCACAGGGACGGCCUACUUGUUACGUGAUGCGGACUGGAGAACCAUGCAACUGUGUUUUGUGUCUGUGUCUAUCACUGUACUUCUACACAUCUUCUUUUUGGGAGAGUCCCUGAGAUGGUUGAUCACCAACAAAAGGGCCAAAGGAGCCUUUGCGAUAUUCAAGAGGGCGGCGAAGAUGAACAAAGUUGAGGUGUCAAAUGUACCAUUGCCCGGUAUUGGAACUGAAACAGCACCUGUUGAACUGAGCAGCACGAAGAGUAAAUAUGCGGAAACACCAGAGAAACAUACAGAAGUAGUGAAAUACAGCUGCCUUGACUUGGUGCGGACCAAGUUUAUGUUGAAGAUAUGUGCUGUCGUGUGGUUCUCCUGGUUGAUUGACAGCUUGACGUACUUCAGCCUCUAUCUUACCUCUUCGUCCCUUGCUGAUGAUCACUAUCUGAACUUUUUCCUCAACUCGCUGGCUGAAAUACCAUCAGGACCACUUAACUUGUUUGUCGGGAAAAGGUGGGGAAGGAGAGUGUUUUUCAUGUUUUUCCAUGUACUGGCCGGUGUAUGUCUUCUUUCGGCAACAGCAAUCAGAACAUUUGUGGUCGGACAAGCAGCGUCAACGGCAGCAACAGUCUUGGCUUUCAUAGGGAAGAUCGGUAACAGUGCCUGUUUCAAUGCAAUGUUUGUGUAUGCGCCCGAGAUCUUCCCGACAAAUCUCAGAUCGGCUGGUAUGGGAUCUGGUUCUACAGCUGCGAGGGUUGGAGGGAUGAUCGCACCUUUCAUAUCUAUACUGGCAGCUAUUGCACCCUGGGCUCCUGGAAUUAUUUUCGGGGUAGCGUGUUUGGUAACAGCCGCGCUCAAUUAUAUGCUCCCUGAAGCAGAGGGACGAGAACUUCCCCAGACAAUAGAGGACGUCAAGGCAUGGGGUAAAGCACCUGCAAGAGAUUAACGCUACUUCAAUAAACCAAAGCUUAUGGGCUUUUGAAUAAUAAUAUCCCACGUACAUGUAUAUUCCAGGUGCGGACAUUUCAAAAACUCUUCAAAGAAUCAUCAACAUGAGUUAGUGACUUAAAAGUUAACGUCACACUGCUAAUUUUCCAGCCAUAUCGUGACGAGAAAAAAAUUAUACAUUUACAAUAAUACAUAUAUUUAGAUGAAAUAAAAAUUUAUCAUCAAUGCACAGUACAAUAACUAUGUUAUCAAAGAUUUGCUUUAAAACCAGUUGAGAAUAUUUAAAAGAAUAAAUUAUCAGGAAUCAUCAACAUUGGAGAAGUAACCAGAUUUAUAUACACGUAUGAUCCAAUGGAACAUACUGAAACUUUUCAAAUUCCCAGGCUGCUUCUCUUGAUUGAUUUUGAGAAUAUAUUUGAUUCAGUUGACAGACAAUAUGUUGCUAAUGUCCUGAAGUUUGUUUUAACUUUGGACUUAGAAUUACUCAGUCGAUAGAAACUCUUAAUAAUGAUAUUGAAUCCAGAGUUUUCAUUAGUAAACGAUUUUGUCACGUCAUCCUUUAAAAUAGGACGCGGGCGGUGUCAAGGAGAUCCGAUAGUCCCGUACCAUUUUAUGCUUUGUGUAGAAAUCCUAGGAAUCACGAUUCGGAAUAAUAAAAAGAUAAAGGGAAUUAAUUUAGGAAACACUGAGUAUAUACCAUCACAAUUGGCUGACGAUACUACUCUAACUGUAGAUGGUUCUAUGCAGUCUUACAUACAUUGCAGUUAUUUGCAAGUUUCUCGCGUUUAAAGGGUAAUGACAAAACCAAACUCACUGGGAUUGGUUCUAACACGUGAACAAGGUACAAAUUGAAAUGUAUGGAAUGGAAAUUUGAUUGGUCUCAAUCAGAGUUUACGCUUUACGUUUACGAAUUCCAAAUUUGUAAAAUUACCUUGCUAUAUAGUAGAGAAUCAUACAAAAUCAGGCAUUAAAGGUAAAAACAACAAUCCUUUUAUGUAAUCAUAUUAUUGGUUAAGAAAAUUAUGUAUAGAUCUAGCAGAAAAAAAAAUACACCAAAUGUUGAACACAUAAAACGAGAUAUUAUAAGGUAUUAUGACUUUACUAAAUUUAUUUAUUUUUCUAGUAGAGAAAAAGAAAGUUAUUUUCCUUCUGGCCAUCUCUAUACUUACUGUUUAAAUAAAGUAAUUUGCUCAAUUACCUCAUUUUACCUUAUUUCUAAGUUAAGUAUAAACAUGUCUUAACGACCCAUAAUGUUUCUAAAACCUAUACGCGUUUUUUAUUGUGAUGUUCAUUCUAGUUAUCAUUUUAUAUGUACCUUUUUAGGAAAACGAUAUGUAUCUGUAUAUAUACACAGCUAGCUUGUAUAGCUUUCGAUGACAAUUUCAGCAAUAUGUUGAAUGCAUAAUAAAUGUAUUUGUUUCUAUUAAGUCAAAUAUAAUAUGCAUACUGUAACAAUAAUGUACCAUUUGUUGCUUACCUGUACCUGAAAACAUGGACAUAAAA